Callorhinchus milii (elephant shark) is the source of this 5213-nucleotide messenger RNA. Its product is annotated as E3 ubiquitin-protein ligase TTC3. NCBI's taxonomy places the organism in Eukaryota, Metazoa, Chordata, Chondrichthyes, Chimaeriformes, Callorhinchidae. The transcript is spliced from 37 exons. Gene Ontology annotation, molecular function: protein binding. Gene Ontology annotation, biological process: regulation of apoptotic process. The record is from RefSeq and is a predicted model, not a curated record. The coding region runs from base 14 to 4459 and encodes 1481 amino acids.
GAACACAGAAGCCAUGGCUCUGGAGUGGUGCACACUGAAGCAGGAGAACUACCUGCGUCACUGCCACAUGGUGUUUGUCGGCGUGUUUAAGGAGCUGCUCUUCAGCCAACGACAUGAGCCGAAUAAGUACCUACUGUGGGCACAAGAAGGGGCGUUGCUGAGUAAAACAGCGCACCUCAAAGCGGAGACGCUGGAUAUAUCUGUGAUCAAGACGAUGGACAUCCUGUGGAUCCUGUUCGCAGAGACAAAGAAAAAAUGCAACCAAAGUGCCUUUGUCACUGAUCUUCUGAAGAGCUUUGAACAAGUGAAGGAUGACACUGAUCUGAUGGACAUCAUCGAUACAAUCAUGCCUUUGCUGGAGCGAGUGCUCACUGACGAUAUCGCUCCUGAAUGGAUAGACCUGCAGAGGAACACAGCUCUUACUAUACUCCUAGCUCAAUUUGCAGGUUACAUAGAGAGAUUUGCAGUUGAGGGCGAGACCGUACUAAGUGGCUUUGAAAAGGAACGCGAAAUAAACAAUGGGAAAAUCGGUGCUCUGGAGACGAAAGGCGAGGACGAGGUCAACAUCAACGACUUCAAAGGUGCCAUCAUCACUUACGGCAAAGCCAUCGAAAUAAGCCCGUACAACUAUUACUUGUACUGCCGAAGAGCUUAUUGCCACCUGCAGGUGAACGAAGACAGAAUGGCGGUGCUGGAUGGAAUCAGGGCAGCGCUGUUAAAACCAGAUUAUUUUAAGGGUCACUACUUCUGUGCCAAAGGCCUCCUCUCUGCCGGUUUCCCCAAACAUGCCAUGAUGGCCAACAAGCGUGGCACUGAGCUGUGCCAGGCUGCGGAGAGCGAUGCCACCGUACUGGAGGCACAGAUGCAGGAGAUUGAGAAUCGCAUGAAACUUGAAGAUGGCGCUCAAUCUACAAAGGAUCAGAGCGAUGCGAGGGAAGAGCAGAAAAAACACCGUCCAGAACCUGAGAUGGUGUUCGAUGCCCGAAAGUGGUCAAAUUCUUUGGGAGGACAAGGGAUCGGGCUUGUGCGAGGAUCAGAUUUCCAGGCGGUGUGGCAAAACCUGAUGGACAACAUGAAGGAUACAGACCUACAGGGUUCCGAUGGGGCACAAGAGCGAGAAGUGGACCAGAGACCAAAAAGCAAGAUCUCAACCUCCAAAUCAGACAAGAAAAACACGCGUGAGGAAUCCCGCUCCGCUCCAAACAGCCAACAAGGCUCAGAGCGACACGGAGCCAGGAAAAAAUCUUCCACAGAAAUGCAAGGCACAGAUAAGGUGGUUUUUGACCCGGCCAAAUGCCGCCUGUGGCGAGCGGUGAACUCGGAGCGGGAGCUGAUCGCUAACGGGGUGGAGGACGUUUCCUUCCUGUUGUACCGCCUGAAACUGAAGCGCUUCCUGUCAGAGGGCGACCAGGAGGUGGUGGAGAGGCAGAGCACCCCCCCCUUGAAGCUCCGCACUCUCAUCGACAUCGUGCUGAAGAAAAGCUCCAACCUGGAGAUCCGCAAAUUCACCUCCGUCCUGGUGGCCAUCGAUGGCCUCAAACCAGACUUGUUCAAAUGGGUCAACAACCUGGAGAGCAUGGGAAACUGCUGUGCCGACAGCUUCCUGUACCUGUUCCUGGAGGUCCUGGCGGAGCCGCUGAACAAGGCCCCUUUAAAAGACCUGAUCUAUAGCCUGCAGAUGCUGAGUGUGCUGACGGAGACCGAGAACGACCUACUGAUGAAGACCCCGAGCGAGCAGCGAGGACAGCGCCUGCUCGAGGUCAUCGUCUUCAUGAAGACCACCGCUCAGAAGUUGGACUUCGUUUUCCUCCUGGAAGAGGAGCGGGAGACCUUCCCCAAACUCAAGCUGUGCCUCGAGGAAUUCCAGAAGGAGUUUGAGAAGCUGGGCGAAGGCUACGUGAACAAGUUCCGCAGAUACAUGCCGUUGCCCAGACCACGGCGAAGGGAGGACCUGCCCCCGGAGGAGAGGAACGCAUACUGCAACUUCUUCCGUCUGAUGUAUCUGAUCGUGCUGGAGGGCACCAGAGUGGCACAGAAGGUCUUCGCCGAAGAGGUGCCCCUGGACGGCCUGCAGGCCGAGCUCCGCAAGCUGAGGAAAUCCGAGCUGCACCGGCACUUCCGGGAAUUCCAGACAGAAUUCCUCUCGCACUCGGACUGGGCUCUGCUCUUCCCGCAAAAGUGGUCGGAGCUGGAGUUCGACAAGUUCGACCUGACCCUGAUCGUCUUCGUGAUGAUGAACCUCAAGCACCUCCCGCAGCCCAAGAGAGGGUGGCACAUGCGCCCGAGCGGGCCCGACGCCUCGCGCCAGGGCAGCCUCCUCCGGCUGCUCUACCUCCGGCGCCAGCUGGUCACCCGCAACGGGUACAUGGGGGUCCCCGAGGAGGAGUUCCUGUCCAUGUGGGAGGAGAGCAGCGAGGCCCUGCAGUGCCUGGGCAAGACCCCCGAGGAGAUCCAGGACAUCCUGUUCAUGCCCGGCUACCUGCUCUGGCACGACCACGAGCGCAUUGCCCGGCUGAUGGGACGCCAGUGCUUUGACACCAUCGACCGCUACAUGACGGCCAUGAAACAACACCUGAAAACGGGGGGUAAAAUUACAGACACCAUCCAGUGGAGGCAUCGAACGGAACGGGAGGAAACAGACCCGGAAAAGGGAAAGGCGGAGGAAAUUCCCACUCCCGACGGGAGCGAGAGAGAAGCUUCGAAAGAGAGGGCGGGGGAAGGGAAUCAGCAGUCUGGGCAAAACCUGGACAUCGUAGAAGAGAAAACCAGCGUUUCGUCCCAGGUCGCGGGGAAAGCCCACAGAGGAUCCAAGCCAUCUGAUCCCCCGAAUUUGAACGAAACGCAGAAACCAUCAUUCAAGAAAAGGAGGAAAAAGUCCAAAGGCAAAAAGAAAUCCGCUUUUCCUGUGGAGAGUGUUGGUGAGAAGGAGGUGGAGAGCACAGGAGAGGAGGACAGGGAGGAAGAGGGGCUUCUCCCAUCACAAGCUGAACCCAAGGAGAGGAAGGAGCUUGCAGAGCUGGAGGCUACCGCACGGACUUUUCAGUUGCUUUAUGAAGAGAAGAGCGCGGAGUACGAGCAGCUGGUGAAGCAGCAAGGCAAGGCCCAGGAGCUGUGUAAGCACCAGACGGCGGAGCUCCAACGGCUGCGGUUGGACAUGGAGAACGAGCGGAAGGUUCAGGAACAGGAGACCAAGACGCUGAAAAGCCAGAUCCGCAGCCUCCAGGGGGCGCUGAAGAGCAAGGAGGAGCAGCUCAGGAAGUUUGAGAAGCAGAUGCGAGCGCAGGAACAGGAGGUGGAUAACCAGAACAAACAUUACCAAAGAGAACAGGAACAGUGGGACCAGGAGAAAGCCCGGCUGGAGAGGGUGUCAGCAAACAGCAGGGACAACUUUGUGGAAGCCAUGAUGAGAGCGAUGAGUGCGGAGAUCCAAGUGCUGGAGUGUUGGAGAGACAAAGCCAUCAUGAUCCUGGAGGAAGCAGUGAAGGAAGGAGAAAUGAAAUUGCCCGGUCUGAGGCAGCAGCUCAUGAGUACAAGCUCUCCACCGAUUGACCUGAAGGCGGCAAUUCUGGCGUACGAGACUCUACAGAGCGACAUUAAAUCCAAAAUACACAACACCACGAGCUCAUUCAAUGAGCAGAUCGACCUGGUGCGGAAUGGAGCGAAGCUGAGCAGCCUGCCUCCCCUCGCCAGCCUGCUGCCACCCUCCCAGGCCGACUUCAUGAUGAUCUACAUGAGCAAACAGAAGGAACUGCUGGACUCCGACACCACUGUAAACAGUGUCCCCAUGACGUUGCCACCUGCCUACCCUCCAGGCCUCGGGACUCUGGGCACCAACCAGCUGGUAAUAGCACAGAGAUCCAUGUCUCCUGGCUUAUUCUCUCAGACUCCGCUGCAGCACCAGGCUCCCAUCGGCCAAGCUAAUCCCGGCCCAGUGGGGAGCACCAACGCCAACCACCUGGAGAGACUGAUGGAGAGACUAUUUGAGUUAUUCCCACAUCACAACAGGGAGACCAUGAUCGGGUUUCUGAAGGAAGUCCGUACCAGGAACAAUAACUCGCUGUCUGGCCUGUCGUUUGACCAAAUCAUCGGUCACGUGACCGUCUUGAUUAAAAAUCAGGAGCCCAUCUCUUCAGGGAACUCAAAUGUGGACUACCCAAUCUUUCCUGUGGAUGUACCUCCCUCUGGACUGUGGAGACCAGGGAACCCAGAUCCCUUUAAGAUGAGCUGGCAGGGAAAUCCCAUCCUCCCACUGCAGCAAAGCGGAGGCAGCGGGGAUGUGAACGUUCUUCAGGUAAAGAACAAUGCUGUGUGUGAGAUGUGCCACGAGGAGUUGACAGCCAAUCAUCUAUUUGUGCUGAAAUGUGGACACAGAUACCACCCAGAGUGCAUCUCAGUUUGGCUGAAGGAGCAUAAGACGUGCCCAAGCUGUGCCCUCGGCUAUCCCGCCUCCUUCUUGUAACUCCAAUGGGGACCGGAGUGGGGGAGGCAGGGUUUGAGGAAACUGCCCCGUGCAACCCUACCCUGGGGCCGCAGGAGAACCAACGGGAGGCCAAUCACCCAGCGAUUGUCCGGCUUGCAAUGAGGUCACUCACGUACAGGAAACUGCAUCAUGUCUUCAAUUCGUGCCCAGAUUAUUCACCAGUGACAAAGCGGAACCCUACUGUGUUCGUUACAAUCCCUACUGUGUUCGUUACAAUCCCUACUGUGUUCAACACAAUCCCUACUGUGUUCAACACAAUCCCUACUGUGUUCAACACAAUCCCUAAUGUGUUCAUUACAAUCCCUAAUGUGUUCAACACAAUCCCUAAUGUGUUCAACACAAUCCCUACUGUGUUCAUUACAAUCCCUAAUGUGUUCAUUACAAUCCCUACUGUGUUCGUUACAAUCCCUACUGUGUUCGUUACAAUCCCUACUGUGUUCGUUAUAAUCCCUACUGUGUUCAACACAAUCCCUACUGUGUUCAUUACAAUCCCUAAUGUGUUCAACACAAUCCCUAAUGUGUUCAACACAAUCCCUUGCCAUUUGCCUCCAUUUGCAACUCCGAUCAAACCAAUUGGCUCAUUUCAUUUUGUAACUCCUUCCUCACCCCCCUCUCCCCACCACAAAAAAAGGUUGUGAAUCACUGUGUAGACUUCUUGUGUCGAAGACAGGAUGGCCUAACUAGCGGCCCACAGGCCACAUCCGGCCCCCCCCUCUCCCUCCCUUUCAUCCGC